UGCGUGCAAACAGUUAACAGCUUAACCUAGAUAAAUCCUGUCUCUGGGUACGAGAGCCAUUAAAAACUUGAGAAGCUGUCAAAGUUAAACCGAUUUUUGCCGUGGAAGCAAGUAGCGUGCUCCUACAUCAGACUGAUAGUGUACCUUCAUUGUCUGAGGAAAAUCAGGACACGCUCUAAAGGAGGAACAAUAAAUACUGGAUGAUGUCGACAAUGAGCAACGGCUCAGAGGGAAAGGAUCGCGACCUCGUGGUGGUGGGUACCUUUAUCCACGCUCUCGGACUGGGACAGGUGGAGAUCUUAGAGGAGACGGCGCUUGGAGUGAGGGCAGGAAAGAUUGUGUUCAUUGACAAAACGAAAAACCUCGCAGACCGGCUGAAGGAAUUCUCGAUAACUCCAGACAAGUGUCUCCAUUUGGAAAAACAUCAGUUUGUCAUACCCGGAUUCGUAGACAGCCACGCUCAUGCCCCUCAGUUACCCUUCAUGGGAACCGGAAGUGAUCUCCAGUUGUUGCCAUGGUUAAAGAAGUACACUUACCCAACAGAGGCCAAAAUUGCGUCAAAUCACGAAUAUGCUACUGAGGUCUACAAAAAGUGUGUGACACGAACCCUGAAGUCUGGCUCUACCACCGUGUGUUACUACGCCACCAUAGAUGUACGGUCAACUCUCACGCUCGUGGACAUAGUGGAGAGUGUGGGACAAAGAGCGUACAUUGGCAAAGUCAACAUGGACAGGAACUCCCCCGACAACUACAUACUCACAUCAGUGAAAACCUGGACGAGGUGAAAGCCGUAACAGAAAUGUUCCCUGACUGCCAGAGCUACACAGAUGUUUAUGACCAAGCAGGACUCCUGGGAGAGAGACCUGUGUAGUGGUGUACUGGAUGUUAGACGCCCUCUACAGGCAGGUGUCAAGGUUGGAUUAGGAACAGAUUUUGCCGGUGGAAAUAGUCCGUCCAUGUUAGACGCCAUCAAAAGGGGCAUGGAGGCGGCGGUAGUGACGUCACUGAACGCCAGUGAGAAGGAAGACGGUGGCGAGAGACUGUCGUACAAAGACAUGUUCUUUUUGGCAACUUUGGGCAGCUGUCAGGUGAUGGGUCUGGAGGGCGUGGUGGGAAACUUCACUGUUGGCAAAGAUUUCGACGCUCUGGUCAUCGAUCCAAAGGCUGACGACUCUCCGUUUGACGUUUUUGCAGAAGAGACGAUUGAGGAGAGGUUUCAGAAAUACUUAUUUUUGGGUAUGUGGAGGAAGAAUGUGCGCAGUUUUUUCUCUUGUCGUCAUUGAUGUUGAGUCUACAAUAGUUAGUGACGUGUUGUUGUUGUUGUUGUUGUUGCUGUUGUUGUUGUUGCUGCUGCUGUU
Messenger RNA from Aplysia californica (California sea hare), 1358 nucleotides. RefSeq names its product guanine deaminase. Gene Ontology annotation, cellular component: cytosol. NCBI's taxonomy places the organism in Eukaryota, Metazoa, Mollusca, Gastropoda, Aplysiida, Aplysiidae. The record is from RefSeq and is a predicted model, not a curated record. Gene Ontology annotation, molecular function: zinc ion binding; guanine deaminase activity. Gene Ontology annotation, biological process: guanine catabolic process.